AUAUAAGCGGCUGCAAUGGCUCUGCCGCUAGCCGAUUGCCCGGCGGGCGGGACCAUGGCGACAGGCGGCGGGCAGGACCUGCCCGCCCUGCUGCUGCUGCUGCUCCUCCUCCUCCUCCGGCCGUGCGAGGCAAGUGCGGGGCGCCCGGCGGGGCCGGCGGCCGGGGGCAGCCGGCGGGCGGUGCGGCUCCGUGACGCGGCCCCCGGGGCCGCCGUGUCCCCGCAGGAGAGCGGGCGGGAUCCGGCGUGUCCCCGGCCGUGCGGGGGGCACUGCCCGGCCGAGCCGCCGCGCUGCGCCCCCGGCGUGCCCGCGGUGCUGGACGGCUGCUCCUGCUGCCUGGUGUGCGCCCGGCAGCGCGGCGAGCGCUGCUCCGCGAUGCUGCCCUGCGACGAGAGCAGCGGCCUCUACUGUGACCGCGGCCCCGAGGACGGCGGCACCGCCGGCAUCUGCAUGGUGCUGGAGGGAGACAACUGCGUCUUUGACGGGAUGAUUUAUCGCAACGGGGAGACGUUCCAGCCCAGCUGCAAGUACCAGUGCACCUGCCGCGACGGGCAGAUCGGCUGCCUGCCCCGCUGCAACCUGGACCUGCUGCUCCCCGGCCCCGACUGCCCCUUCCCCAGGAAAAUCGAAGUCCCUGGAGAGUGCUGUGAGAAGUGGAUCUGCGACCCUGAUGAUGAAGUGAUUUUGGGAGGUUUUGCUAUGGCUGCCUACAGACAAGAGGCCACACUCGGGAUCGAUGUGUCGGAUUCAAGCGCCAAUUGUAUUGAACAGACAACAGAAUGGAGUGCUUGCUCCAAAAGCUGUGGAAUGGGCUUUUCCACUCGUGUUACCAACAGAAAUCAACAGUGUGAGAUGGUGAAGCAGACGCGGCUUUGCAUGAUAAGACCUUGUGAAAAUGAUGAGUCAUCUGAUAAGAAAGGGAAGAAAUGUGUCCGAACGAAGAAGUCUGCGAAAGCUGUUCGCUUUGAGUACAAGAACUGCACGAGUGUGCAGGCGUACAAACCACGUUACUGUGGCCUCUGCAACGACGGGCGAUGCUGUACCCCACACAACACCAAAACCAUUCAAGUGGAGUUCCGCUGUCCUCAGGGCAAAGUCCUAAAAAAGCCAGUGAUGUUGAUCAACACCUGUGUCUGUCAUAACAACUGUCCUCAGAGUAACAUUGUUUUCUUCCAGCCAUCAGAUCUGUCAUCUAGCGAAGUAAAAAUAUGAAAAGCACAAAUUAGAAGGCAUAGAAAGUAUAAAUAGUUUAUGCAAAACUUGACUCACAAUUAGGUGAAUGUAACAAUUGCGUAUAUAAAAUAACUAGAACAUUUUUUCAACACGGUCUUUCAAACUAGGUGCUUUCUUUUUUCCUGUAGUUUAUUAAAUACCUCAUUUUACCUUUCCCCCCUCCAAAUGUCUUUAAUUCACUUGAAGGAAAUUUUGUACCCUGGACAGAGCCUUCUUUUUUUUCUUGAUGGUGACAUAAAGAUCACAAGGCAGACAGCUCGACUUUCUCCUUGGGUUAAGGGGAUCAUGCCUCAAGUUGCAGUAGCUGGGCUCUCUAAGAGU
This is a messenger RNA of Empidonax traillii (willow flycatcher), 1554 nucleotides long. It is a transcript of the gene CCN3, whose product is annotated as cellular communication network factor 3. The record is from RefSeq and is a predicted model, not a curated record. Gene Ontology annotation, molecular function: heparin binding; integrin binding. Lineage: Eukaryota; Metazoa; Chordata; Aves; Passeriformes; Tyrannidae. Gene Ontology annotation, cellular component: extracellular region; extracellular matrix. Gene Ontology annotation, biological process: cell adhesion; signal transduction.